Messenger RNA from Nycticebus coucang (slow loris), 7642 nucleotides. RefSeq names its product phosphoribosylglycinamide formyltransferase, phosphoribosylglycinamide synthetase, phosphoribosylaminoimidazole synthetase (gene GART). Gene Ontology annotation, molecular function: ATP binding; phosphoribosylformylglycinamidine cyclo-ligase activity; phosphoribosylamine-glycine ligase activity. The record is from RefSeq and is a predicted model, not a curated record. The transcript has 22 exons. The coding region runs from base 159 to 3191 and encodes 1010 amino acids. Gene Ontology annotation, cellular component: cytosol. Gene Ontology annotation, biological process: adenine biosynthetic process; 'de novo' IMP biosynthetic process. NCBI's taxonomy places the organism in Eukaryota, Metazoa, Chordata, Mammalia, Primates, Lorisidae.
CGCCAAGUUCUGAUUCGUCAGUGAGAUGCAUCUGAGAAAGAACUAACCAGACCAAUACCCCCCACCGUGAGAAGCACACGUUGUUAUCCCGUGUCUUGUCAGUGCAUCCUGUAAUCAGGUCCCCCCUCCCCUUUUGAAUUUCUGAUUUACAGACAGCAAUGACAGCCAGAGUACUUAUAAUUGGUAGUGGAGGAAGGGAACAUACACUGGCCUGGAAACUUGCACAGUCUCAUCAUGUCAAAGAAGUGUUGGUUGCCCCAGGAAAUGCAGGCACUGCCUGCUCUGGAAAGAUUUCAAAUACUGCCGUCUCAGUCAAUGACCACACUGCCCUUGCACAAUUCUGCAAAGAUGAGAAAAUUGAAUUUGUAUUUGUUGGGCCAGAAGCACCUCUGGCUACCGGAAUUGUUGGGAAUCUGGCAUCUGCAGGAGUGCGAUGCUUUGGCCCCACAGCAGAAGCAGCUCAGUUAGAGUCCAGUAAAAGGUUUGCCAAAGAGUUUAUGGACCGACAUGGAAUCCCAACUGCACAAUGGAAAGCUUUCACCAAACCUGAAGAGGCCUGCAGCUUCAUUAUGAAUGCGAACUUCCCUGCUUUAGUUGUGAAGGCCAGUGGUCUUGCAGCUGGGAAAGGGGUGAUUGUUGCAAAGAACAAAGAAGAGGCCUGUAAAGCUGUACGGGAGAUGAUGCAGAAGAAAGCUUUUGGAACAGCUGGAGAAACAAUUGUCAUUGAAGAACUUCUCGAAGGAGAAGAAGUAUCUUGUCUGUGUUUCACUGAUGGGAAGACUGUGGCUGCCAUGCCCCCAGCGCAGGACCAUAAGCGAUUAUUGGAGGGAGAUGGCGGCCCCAACACCGGGGGAAUGGGAGCCUAUUGUCCAGCACCUCAGAUUUCUAAGGAUCUGUUACUAAAAAUUAAAAAUACGGUUCUUCAGAGGACAGUAGAUGGGAUGCAGCAGGAGGGUACUUUGUAUACAGGUAUUCUCUAUGCCGGUAUAAUGCUGACCAAGGAUGGCCCAAAAGUUCUUGAGUUCAAUUGUCGUUUUGGUGAUCCAGAGUGCCAAGUAAUCCUCCCACUUCUUAAAAGUGAUCUUUAUGAGUUGAUUCAGUCUACCUUAGAUGGCCUGCUCUGCACAUCUCCACCUGUUUGGCUAGAAAACCGUACUGCCCUCACUGUUGUCAUGGCAAGUAAAGGUUAUCCUGGAGACUACAUCAAGGGUGUGGAGAUAACAGGGUUUCCUGAGGCUCAAGCUUUAGGACUAGAGGUGUUCCAUGCAGGCACUGAGCUCAAAGAUGGCAAAAUAGUCACUAACGGGGGUAGGGUCCUUGCAGUAACAGCCAUUCGGGAGAAUCUCAUAUCAGCCCUUGAAGAAGCCAAGAAAGGACUAGCUGCUAUAAAGUUUGAGGGAGCAAUUUAUAGGAAGGAUAUCGGCUUUCGUGCAAUAGCUUUCCUUCAGCAGCCCAGGGGCCUAACUUACAAGGAAUCUGGAGUAGACAUUGCAGCGGGAAAUGAGCUGGUCAAGAAAAUUAAGCCGUUAGCAAAAGCUACCUCUAGAUCAGGCUGUGAUGUUGACCUUGGAGGUUUUGCUGGUCUUUUUGAUUUGAAAGCAGCUGGUUUCAAAGAUCCUCUUCUGGCCUCUGGAACAGAUGGUGUUGGAACUAAACUGAAGAUUGCCCAGCUGUGCAACAAACAUGAUACCAUUGGUCAAGAUUUGGUUGCAAUGUGUGUAAAUGACAUUCUGGCACAGGGAGCAGAGCCCCUCUUCUUCCUUGAUUAUUUUGCCUGUGGAAAACUUGACCUCAGUACAGCUGAAGCUGUUGUUGCUGGAAUUGCUAAAGCUUGUGGAAAAGCUGGAUGUGCUCUCCUUGGAGGCGAAACAGCAGAAAUGCCUGAGAUGUAUCCUCCUGGAGAGUACGACCUAGCUGGUUUUGCCAUUGGUGCCAUGGAGCGAGAUCAGAAACUCCCUCAUCUGGAAAAAAUCACUGAAGGGGAUGUUAUUGUUGGAAUAGCUUCAUCUGGUCUUCAUAGUAAUGGAUUUAGCCUUGUGAGGAAAAUUGUGGCAAAAUCUUCCCUCCAGUACUCCUCUUCAGCACCUGAUGGUUGUGGCAAUGAAACUUUAGGAGACUUACUUCUAACUCCAACAAGAAUCUACAGCCGUUCACUGUUACCUGUCCUACGUUCAGGACAUGUCAAAGCCUUUGCCCAUAUUACUGGUGGUGGAUUGCUAGAAAACAUCCCCAGAGUCCUCCCUCAGCAAUUUGGGGUUGAUUUAGAUGCCCGGACAUGGAGUAUCCCCAAGGUCUUCUCAUGGUUGCAGCAGGAAGGACACCUCUCUGCAGAAGAGAUGGCCAGAACAUUUAAUUGUGGAGUUGGGGCUGCCCUUGUGAUAUCAAAGGAUCAGACAGAGCAGGUUCUGGGAGAUAUUCAGCAGCACAAGGAAGAAGCCUGGGUUAUUGGUAGUGUGGUUGCACGUCCUGAAGGUUCCCCUCGUGUGAAAGUCCAGAAUCUGAUUGAAAGCAUGCAAAUAAAUCGGUCAGUGUUGCAGAAUGGCUCCCUGAAAAAUCACAUUUCUGUCCAACAAAAAAAGGCAAGAGUGGCUGUCUUAAUAUCUGGAACAGGAUCAAACCUCCAAGCACUCAUAGACAGUACUCGGGAACCAAAUAGUUCUGCACACAUUGUUGUUGUUAUCUCCAACAAAGCAGCAGUGGCAGGGUUAGAGAAAGCAGAAAGAGCUGGUAUUCCAACCAGAGUAAUUAAUCAUAAAUUAUAUAAGAACCGUAUAGAAUUUGACAAUGCAGUUGACCAAGUCCUUGAAGAGUUCUCCACAGACAUAGUAUGUCUUGCAGGAUUCAUGAGAAUUCUAUCUGGCCCCUUUGUCAGAAAAUGGAAUGGAAAAAUGCUGAACAUUCACCCAUCCUUGCUCCCUUCUUUUAAGGGUUCAAAUGCCCAUGAACAAGCCCUGGAAUCUGGAGUCACAGUUACUGGCUGCACUGUACACUUUGUAGCUGAAGAGGUCGAUGCUGGACAAAUUAUUUUGCAAGAACCUGUUCCUGUGAAGAAGGGUGACACUGUUGCAACUCUGUCUGAAAGAGUAAAAGUAGCAGAACAUAAAAUAUUUCCUAUAGCCCUCCAGCUGGUGGCCAGUGGAACUAUACAGCUUGGAGAAAAUGGCAAGAUUUGUUGGGUCAAAGAGGAAUGAAUCCUGAAGCCAGUUUUGAAAGAAUUAUUUAAUUAUAAGUCAUACAAUCCUCCCACCUUGGCCUCCCAGAGUGCUAGCAUUGUAUCUGGCUUUGUUUGCUCACAUUUGGUGAAAUUCAUAUUGUUACAUGUAUUUAUAGAUCAAUCAUCAUUCCAUGAAUGAAUAUAUCAUAGUGUAUCCAUUCUACUAUUGAUGCUAGUUUGGGUAUUUCCAGUCUGGGGCUAUUAUAUAAUAUUCCUGCUACUAUGAAUGUUCUUUUAGGUACUACUCAACAUUUUCCCUAAGUCACUGGGCCAAUUUACACUCCCAUAGGUAAUAUAUGAGAGUUCUAGUUGUUCCACAGUCUGGCCGAAACAUAGUAUGGUCUUCUCCCAACCCUCAUUUGUGAGUUGGUAGUGCUUUUACGUUGCUGUGGUUUGUAUUUCCCAGUUAACUAAUGAAACUGAGACUUUUUGUUUGUUUUGUUUGUUUGUUUGAGAUAGGUCCUGGCUUUGUGGCCUCAGCUGGAGUGCAGUGGCAUCAGGAUAGCUCACAGCAAUCUCAAACUUCUGGGCUCAAGCAGUUUUCCUGUCUUAACAUCCCAAGUAUCUGGUACUAUAGGCACACGCCCAGCUAAUUCUUUGUUUUGCAGAGACAGGGUCGUCUUGCUCUUGUUCAGGCUGGAGAGAAUGAGACUCUUUUCUUUUUUUUUUGUAGAGAUAGAGUUUCACUUUAUCGCCCUCGGUAGAGUGCCGUGGCAUCACACAGCUCACAGCAACCUCCAACUCCUGGGCCUAGGCGAUUCUCCUGCCUCAGCCUCCCGAGUAGCUGGGACUACAGGCGCCCGCCACAACGCAGAGCUAUUUUUGUUGUUGCAGUUUGGCUGGGGCCGGGUUUGAACCCGCCACCCUUGGUAUAUGGGGCCGGGGCCCUGCUUACUGAGCCACAGGCGCCGCCCGAGAAUGAGACUCUUUCAAUGUAUACUUGACCUCUUUUCAAAUCUAUGUCAUCAGCACCCCCUUGCAAAUAGCCUUUAGUUUGCUUAUUUUUGAUAAGAUCCAUGUUCCUGCCUUGGUGCUUGUAGCUCAGUAGUUAGGGUGCUGGCCACGUACACGGAGGCAGGCAGGUUUGAACCUGGCCUAGGCCUGCCAAACACAAAUUACAACUACAACAAAAAAAUAACCAGGUGUCGUGGCAGGCACCUAUAGUCAGUCCCAGCUACUUGGGAGGCUGAGGCAAGGGAAUCACUUAAGCCCAAGAGUUUGAGGUUGCUGUGAGCUGUGACACCACAGCACUCUACUGAGGGUGACAUAAGGAGACUCUGUCUCAAAAAAGAAAAAAGAUCCAUAUUCCUCUUCCCUCUGAGCUGCUUCCCAAGGUAUUUUCUCUACUAGAAUCUUCUUUCUGCUGACUCAAGGAAAACUUUGGAGGGAGUCUUAGAUUAUUAAGAAAGGCCAGGCUUGGUGGCUCAUGCCUUUAAUGCUAAAACUCCGGGAGGCAGGAGGAUCACUUAAGGUCAGUAGUUCAAGACCAUCCUGAGCAAAGCAAGACCCUAUCUCUACUAAAAAAUGGGGGAAAAAAAAAAAAACCCAGGCAUAAUAGCACAACACUGGUAGUCCCAGCUGCUUGGGAGGCUAAGGCAGGAGGAUGACUUGAACCCAGGAGUUUGAAGUUCCAAUGAACUAUGAUGAGGCCACUGCACUAGUGACAAAACAAAACUGUCUUUAAAAAACCCUUUUUUUGUAUUAAAAUAUCUUCCUGCUUUCUAUGUAUUUCUCAUAAACAGCCAAAUCUUGUUUUUAAAUUCUGAGUCUAUAGUUUAUUUUUAUUUAUUUAUUUUUUUUUUUUGCAGUUUUUGGCCGGGGCUAGAUUUGAACCCACCACCUCCGGCAUAUGGGGCUGGCGCCCUACUCCUUUGAGCCACAGGCGCCGCCCAAGUCUAUAGUUUUUUGAACAUUACAUGACUUAAUUCCCAUUUUUCUUUUUCAGUGUAUUCUACUUCAAGUCUCCCACUUACAAUCCCAAGAGUCCUGGCAAAUACAAAAAACACCCACUAUAGAAGGCACUCUUGGGGCAUCUAGGUUAACAGCAGAAGAGACUUUUUCUAUAAUCUUUUUUUAAGAGACGAGGUCUCACUCUUGCUCAUCUUGCUCUGGUCUUGAACCUGGAACUGCUGAGCUCAGGCAAUCCGCCUGCCUCGGCUUUGCAAAGUACUAGGAUUACAAAAUUAUAGGCAUGAGCCAUAAUCCUUUUUAAACUGGAGGAAAAGUUAGGGAACCAUCGCAGGGAUGCAGUUUGAAUACCAUGAAGGACACUUCAUCUCAGGGCUGGGUUCAAGACCUGAAUUCCAUUUAAAAGGCAAAGAAAUGUCACUAGUCACAACCUCCCCAAACCUCACUUUCUUAAUCUAUAAGAAAGAAACCGUCUUUACCUCUAGCAUUGUAAGGAGGAAUAAAAAUGUCAAGUAUGGACAGGAACUAAGGAACCUGAAUAUAGAGCAAGGAUGAGCAACAGCCUCAUGUAAGGAAAUUGUAAUAGGCUGGGCCUCACCAAAGUACCUUCACUGAUGUUCACCAACAGUACCUGGCUCCCAGCAGGAACCUAAUAAAAUAGCAUUUGAUGAAUGAACAGGCUCAGAGCCAAAGGAGGUGGGAUGUGAUUCAGGCCAAGGGUAAACCCCUACUAUUACAUUUCAUAAUUUCUCCAUGUCUGUGCUCUUUUUACCAUUGUUCAGUUCUCUCACACUAAUAAGGGUACACCACUUACCAAUCAUUGUGCUCACUUUAUCUUUGGAAGUCACCAGGUAAAUGGAGCUUUAGGGAGGCUUCCCUGGUUCUUGUUACGAGAGAGAUCACAGAAGUAGUUUGAGGGCCGAAACUAUUUUCUAGCCACUAAGAGGCCCUGAAUGUGAUAAACCUCUAUAUAUUGAGAAAUAUAAGAAAUUUUUACAAAGAAAAAGGCGAACGUGUCAAGAGUUUAAUUAAAAUUAAGGGACAUGGCUCGGUACCUGUAGCUCAGUGGCUAGGGCACUAGCCACGUGCACCAGGACUGGCAGGUCUGAACCCAGCCCAGGCCUGCCAAACACAAAUGACUAUAACAAAAAAAUAACCAGGCAUUAUAGCAGGUACCUUUAGUCCCAGCCACUUGGGAGGCUGAGGCAAGAGAAUUGCUUAAGCCCAAGAGUUUAAGGUUGCUGUGAACUGUGAUGCCACAGCACGCUCUGAGCGUGACAUGGUGAGACUGUCUAAAAAAAAAAAUUAAGGGACAGGAGGGGAACUACAGAAGUAGCAUAAAGCUAUUUUCACUGUCCUUUCCAGGGGUGGCCAGAACAAGAACUUGUUCUAAAACUAAUUUGUUAACUGUAAAUUGUAACUGCCUUUUGUUUUUUUUUGAGUCUCACUAUGUAGCCCUCAGAGUGCCAUGGUGUCACAGCUCACAGCAACCUCAAAUUCUUGGGCUUAAGCGAUUCUCUUGCCUUGGCCUCCCAAGUAGCUGGGACUACAAGUGCCUGUCACAACACCUGGUGAUUUUGUUGUUGUCCUUGUUUAGCAGGCCUGGGCCGGAUCCAAACCCACCAGCCCCCGUGCAUGAGGCUGGCACCCUAACCACUGAACUACAGGCACCAAGUCUAUAACCACUUUAAAACAAGUGUAUAACUCAACAUGGUUCAGGUCACAGAUGCAGCUGCAAGUAAUUCAGGGUAAUGAAAUUCUAGUUUAGUUUUUUUAAGUUCAUGUUAUGCUGACAAUUUCUUUUGACUUUUUAAACCUAGAUUGUAUUAAUAUCCCAUGUUCUUUUAGCAGUGGUUCUCAACCUUUAAUGCCGGGGCCCUUUAAUAUAGUUCCUGUGGGUAGUGACGCAUAGGUUGAGAACUGCUGUUUUAGCAGUUUUAAUACAUAAUUGUAUCCCCUACUACUGUUUAAAAGAGAAAUCUCUUGGCUCGGUGCCCAUAGCUCAGUGGGUGGGGUGCCAGCCACAUACACCAAGGCUGGUGGGUUCUAACCUGGCCUGAGCCUGCUAAACAAUGGCAACAGCCUGGCACUGUGGGGGGCACCUAUAGCCCCAGCUACUUGGUAAGCUGAGGCAAGAGAAUAGCUUAAGCCCCAGAGUUUGAGAUUGCUGUGAUCUGUGACUCUACUGAGAACAACUUUGAAACUGUCUCAAAAAAAGAUAAAAGAAAUCUCUAGGCUGGGCACAGUGGGUAACUCCUGUAAUCAUAGCACUUUGGGAGGCUGAGGCCGGUAGAUAAAUGCUUGAGUUCAGGAGUUGGAGACUAGCCUGAGAAAGAGCAAGACCUGUCUCCAAAAAUAGCUAGGCAUGUAGUGAGCACCUAUAGUCCCAGCUACUUGGGAGGCUGAGGCAAGAGGAUCAUUUGAGCCUAAGACUUUGAGGUUGCUGUGAGCUAUCGUACCACAGCAUUCUACAGAGGGUGACAAAGUGAGACUCUGUCUCCAAAAAAAAAAAGAUUAAAA